AUGGCGGAAACAGCAAAAACGCAGUUUGUGACUGCCGACAAUGGCGUCAAGUUCGCCUACCGCAGGUUCGGCAAAGCUAGCGAUGUGCCCAUAGUACACCAUAUUCACUUCCGAGGAAGUAUGGAAUUCUGGGAUCCCUUGCUGGUGAAUACGAUUGCGCAAUAUCGCGAGGUGAUCUUGUUCGACAAUGCCGGCACGGGACAAAGCUCGGGCAAUGUGCCUACCACCUUCAAGGGUUGGGCUAGCGACUUGGCUGCGUUCAUCAAAGCUUUGGGCUUGAAGCAGGUGGAUCUCUUCGGGUUCUCGAUGGGCGGCAUCGCAGUUCUUCAGACCGCGCUCGAUUACCCAGAGCUCGUGAGGAAGCUUGUCAUCGCCGGCGCACGAGCAUCCGUGCCGGAGAAGGGCCCUGUCGAAGGUAUCAUCUGGCCUCAGGAGCAGAAUCCACCUGAGUACACCACCAAGCUCGCUUACGCAGUCACGGCUGAAGAAGGAAAGGAAGGUUUGAAGUACGCCUGCUUCCCAGAAACAGAUCGAGGAGAGGCUGCCUUCAACGAGUACUGGGCACGCAUCUCAACCCGUACAGCCGAGCCACUGCGACUGGACCUGCUGCCGAUGGAUCCGCAGGGAAACAACCAGUAUGUUGCACUCGUAGAUGCCCUCACGCCUCAGCCGAACAAUUCGUUCGAUCGGCUGGGGGAGCUGAAGAUCCCAGUCCUGGUAUUGAACGGUGAUGCUGAUAUGGUGGUUCCAACGAGUCACAGCUAUGAGCUGCUCAAGAAGGUCGACAAUGCGCAAUUAAUCCUCUACCCUCGGAGCUCCCAUGGAUUCCUGUGGCAGUAUGCGAAGCGGGUUGGAGAAGACGCCGACCGGUUCCUUGACAGUGUGGAUUUUGACUGA
Molecule: messenger RNA, 897 nt
Organism: Cyphellophora attinorum
Lineage: Eukaryota; Fungi; Ascomycota; Eurotiomycetes; Chaetothyriales; Cyphellophoraceae
Product: 2-hydroxy-6-oxononadienedioate/2-hydroxy-6-oxononatrienedioate hydrolase
Exons: 2
Coding region: 1-897 (298 amino acids)
Source: RefSeq, a predicted model, not a curated record